CGAAUUUUCUCACUGAUUUUUCGUUUUCAUUCCUUGCCGUUUCUUUUUCUUUUUCCCCGUCGAAAUUUUAGAUAUUUUUUGGGUGUAAGGAGUAGGAAUUGGAUUAGAUCGAAGUAGGGCUAGGAUUUUUUGUGUUGAGUUUUGGUUUAAUUUCGCAAAAAUCGUUUAGAAUUAGCUUCAUCUGAUUUGUAGAUUAGAUUUUAAUGGUUCUGAUUUGUUGAUUUUGAUUUUGGUCUUUUUAAUAGGGAGAUCGAAAAUAAGUUAUUUAGUUUUUGUAGUCUGAUUUUAUGCUUUUUUAUAUAUUAAUUCUAUAAUUAUUGGAUGCACGAAGAAACAAAACUAUAUUUUUAUUAUUAGUUGGAAUUUGUGGUUGUAUAUAGGUGAAAAAGAUCAGAUCGGGUUGGUCUAGUUAUGAAUUGAGGGUGUAAGUAAAUAAAGAAUUGGCUUUUAAGCUGUGAAAAUUCUAUCAAAGCUCAGCUCUGUGUUUAUAAACAUGAUGAUGACCCACAUGUAUAUACCUAGUGGUGACAUCAACGGCAACUGCAAACCUAGGGUUUUAUUAAUGUCUUCCAUUUUCCGGUUUGUUUAAGACUGAUCAGGCGUUAGAGUUCUAUUUUAGUCUUCUUUUUAUAGUUUUGGAUAUCUUCUUGUGGAUAGAUAUUAGUCUAGUAAACAGAAAUGAAAGCAAAUAUCGAAAAGGCAUUGGAUAGCAGUCCAAGAGUUACGCUCAACUUAAAAAGAAAGCGGUCAACCCGGUGUGCUGCAUAUUUUACAGGAGCUACCCUCUCAGAGUUGCCGCAGUCGCCGAACUCAAAUAGGCAUGGCAAGCGAAGGAAAUUAAAAGGAUGCAAAAGCAAGUGCACAAGCAGUGGAUCUCAUUGUAGGACAUCCUUGCUAAAAUGUUAUUUGAAUUUUAUGAGAAGUGGUGCGCCACAGCGUCUAAUGUUUCAUCAGAAUGGUGAAUGGACUGAUUUUCCCAAAGAUCUUCUUGAGAUGGUCCGGAAAGAUGUUAUUGCAAAGAAUGCAACUACUGAAAUUGAGUUGAAUGGUCGCCAGUAUAUGCUAGAUUUUUUGCAUAUGUUCAAAGUGGACUUGAGAUCGGGAUCACAGCAACCCAUUGCUUGGAUUGAUGAAGCAGGAAAAUGCUUCUUCCCUGAAACUUUUUCCAAUGAUGUUGAUGAAGAAGAUGAUGAAAAUGAUGGUAAUGAUGCUGGUGAUGAUGAUGAUGCUGAUAGUGAGUCAUAUUUCAACUGCCCAUAUGAACCUGCUUUAGCUGAGUCUUGUGGGUCUCGUGAUUUCAAGUUGCAGCUGGAAAUUGAAAUAAAUGGAGUGGGUGAUACUAUGUUUAAUGAAUGUUGUGGGGAGUCAAACGUCCUUGUUAAGAAAAUUCAUGUUGAUCAUGAACCUGCUAGUAAUGCGUUUGUUGUGGAUGCCGAGGAUAGUUGCAAUAGAGAACCUACUAUGAAAGUUGAGUAUGAUGAGAUGGAAGCCAAAUCCUUGUCGGUAGAUGAAUCUGUAAAUAAGAAGUUAGAUUGUGAUACUGUGCGAAAGAUGUUUUUUGUGGGAAUGGGAGGCUUGGGCAGUGUAGAAAUAAUUGAUAUACAACCUUGCCUGGGUUCUUUGAUGCAAUCUAGAAGGGAGCUUUUUGAGAAGCAGGCUGAAAUUACUAGAAAGUGUCGGGGCAAUGCAAAUAUACAAUAUGCAUGGCUGCCUUCUUCAAAAGAAGCAAUAUCUGCACUAACAGUGUAUGGGCUUGGUUAUUAUGGACUGGCUUCAGUUAAGUCAAGAUAUGGCACUGGUGUCCACAUGACAGCUGCCAGCUUUCCUUCUAUGAGUGCAAGUUACUGUGAUGUUGACGAAAAGAGUGUACAGCACAUAGUCUUAUGUCGCGUAGUAAUGGGAAAUGUCGAAGUUAUUCACCCUGGAAGUAAACAAUGUUACCCUAGUACCAAUGAUUAUGAUAGUGGAGUAGAUGAUCUCCAGAAUCCAAGACAAUAUAUUAUCUGGAACAUGAAUAUGAACACCCACAUCUAUCCUGAAUUUGUCGUUAGUUUCAAGGUUUCUUCUCACACAGAAGGGUAUAUGGUUGGAACUGAGAGUAAGCAUGAUGCUUCCGUGGUUACUUCAUCCUCUUCACAGCCUUUGGGCCGGCUUCAAAUAGAUCCCUCUCCAGCUAAUAUGGAGAGUAAUAAGCAGCAGCCAAUUUCAGAUUCUGGGAGGCCUCUGGGAAGUGAGUGUCAAUUGAUUUCAGAUUCUGGAAAGUUUCAGGGACAUGCUGCAAGUGUGGGGUCUAGCACUUCAAGAGUUCCCAAAUCUCCUUGGAUGCCUUUCCCCAUGUUGUUUGCUGCUAUCUCAAAGGAAGUUCUUCCAAAAGAUAUGGAUCUGGUUAAUAAGCAUUAUGAACAUUUUAGGGCAAAGAAGAUAAAUCGUGAUGAAUUUGUUAAGAAGUUGAGAUUGAUAGUUGGAGAUACUUUGUUGAGGUCUACCAUAACGAAGCUUCAAUGCAAGAUUCCAGUGCAACCCAAGACCGAAUUGGAAGCAUUCAAGACAAAAGUAGAAGGUUCAGGAUGCCUUUAAAUGGUUGUUGGACGAGUAGUACUGGUAUGCAGCUGCCUGUUUGAGCUAGCUUGCUAGAAAUGUGUCGACAUAAUCUUCUGGAUGGCUAUCAUGUAUCUGGUUUGGAUAACUUGGUAGGUUUUAGGUAAUAAGAAACCUGUUAUAUUUUAUAUUUUCAUUCUAGUUAAUGAUAUCCUUUAUAAUUAUCGUUAUUUUCUGCUCAAAAGAAAUAUUUGAUGUAGUAAUUUUGUAAGAAACUUUUAUUUGUUAUUUACUUUUGUAUGGUACACAAGGCCAGAUGAUAUUUAUUUAUAAUACUUGUAUCUUUUGCACA
Molecule: messenger RNA, 2890 nt
Organism: Humulus lupulus (European hop)
Lineage: Eukaryota; Viridiplantae; Streptophyta; Magnoliopsida; Rosales; Cannabaceae
Product: inactive poly [ADP-ribose] polymerase RCD1-like
Exons: 7
Coding region: 679-2577 (632 amino acids)
Molecular function (GO): NAD+ poly-ADP-ribosyltransferase activity
Source: RefSeq, a predicted model, not a curated record